Taeniopygia guttata (zebra finch) is the source of this 7406-nucleotide messenger RNA. It is a transcript of the gene RRH, whose product is annotated as retinal pigment epithelium-derived rhodopsin homolog. NCBI's taxonomy places the organism in Eukaryota, Metazoa, Chordata, Aves, Passeriformes, Estrildidae. The record is from RefSeq and is a predicted model, not a curated record. Gene Ontology annotation, biological process: visual perception; G protein-coupled receptor signaling pathway. Gene Ontology annotation, molecular function: G protein-coupled receptor activity. Gene Ontology annotation, cellular component: membrane.
UUAUGAGGCUUGUUGGAAAGAUAGUGACUGUCUUAUUAAGGAAGAAGACCUCCAGGUCUCCCUGGAGGAGACCAGGGUGACUCUCUGCUCUGGAACUUUGGAAAUAAAAUAGGUGAAAAUAGAACUUCCCUGGAUUUCUUUCAGCUGGAGCCGGGAGUCUGUUCACAGACUCUCCUACCAAGCACUUUUGAAAAGGGAUCUGUAGAAUAAUGUAUGUGCUACGAUUUCAAACAUCUUGUUCAGUGUGAAAAAAGUUCUUUUCCAAAUUGAUUGCACUGUUAUGCUUUUUAAUUGAUGAAUGCAGUAAUAGGCAGUUUAAUUAUGUUAGCCUUCUGCUUAACAAAGGCAGCAGAUAUUUUUUCAGUACCAGGAUUGGACAGUUACUGCAUGUUUUAACAAAUGUGACCAUUACUUUUAAUAGUGUCAAACAAAACUUGAAAGAGUGGAAAAACAAACAUUAAAGAAUUCAUUUAAAUGUGAAUAGAUACUGCAAAGAAUAAUAGAUAAAAUGUUCUUCAGAUUAAAAAAACAAAACACAGAACAUUGAAUUUCUGCUAGGUCUGAUUUUGGGAGAAGAAGCUGAGUCUACUCUUAAACCCAGGAAAUGAGGGAUUCCAGGUUUUUUCCCUGGUAUUGCUGCAAGCCUAGCUUUAGCCAGGUCAGUUAAAUCCAGAACUGUGAGAAUGAUUAGGCUUUUGUUGCUGUGCAUUGCUAGGCCUAAGUGCCUCGGGGCUUUGACUUGAGGCUUUGUGAAAUUGCCUUUCAUCUAAAUACUUUGCAAGUAACUGCAUUUUGGGCAUUCCGUGUUGCAGCUGAACAACACAAACCCAGUGCACCUGCAGUGUCAGUACUUCUGUCAUGCUUGCAGUUGGAUCCUCUGCUGUGCUGGGUUUCUUCACUGGUGCUUCAGUAGUGGGCAGCUGGCUCGGAUACUCUUAUUGCCCUGGGUUUGAAAGACUAGCAGCGCAGUCCUCACUCUUACAGCCAAAUUCAUGCUGCUCUUUGCUAUUCUCUGGGACAUGCUUUUUGCCAGGGUGUCAGAAGGCUCCUGCCAUGACCUGUGGAGUGUAGGGAGUGAGAGGCAGUGCUUGGCUGCAGGCAGUGCUGCCUGGCAGCCCAGGAGCAGGCGAGUGUGCUGAGUCUCAGCAGAUGGAGCAGUGAGUCAGCCUCAGGCGCUGCAAGGGCAAAGCAAAGGCUUUGACCUCUGUGCAGAGGGGCUAAACAGCAAUAUCCAUUGCAGCUCUGGAGGAAAGAUUGGCCUCUUGGUUAUAGGGAAGGGAUUGCAGUCCCAAUGGAUGAGGACCAUUAUGGCAUGGCCUAUGCAUACAGUGUUGGAUGGAUUUUAUGCAAAUAUCCAGAGAAAAUUUAUAAUAGAUCUCCACGGAGGUUGUAGGAUGUUCUUUGGAUGGAAAAACAUACAAAGAAUCUGUCUCAAUGUGUUUGCCAUAUGAUGAUGCCUUUUUUUCAUUCUCCAUUCUAGGGAAGGGGGGUGUUUGCAAGGCACAUUAAGUCCCUGUUCUGUGUUGCCUUUUUGCCAUGGUGUGACCCUGCCCUCCUAAUAUAAGUAAGGUCCUAACAGUAACAGAUGAAAAUUCAGUCCCAAAAAAAUGAAGAUGUCUUGUCUGCAAUGUAAUGCUGUAAUGAACUAAGACAGAAGUUCUCUAAUUUUAUAUGACAUCUUUCUCUCAGUCUUGAACUUCUAAUUCAAAUCCUAGCUGUGAGUCUGUCAAAGUGCUCCUGAUCUUAGUAAGUGAAAUGUUCUGGAUUUAUUUAUGCGCAUAAUUACAGAUACUCUGUGCUGCUGCUGCAGAGAAUAGGAGAGGGGCUCACAGGAACUGUGACAGAAAUAGGUGUGUUGGUAGAAGUGGCAAAUUUCAAGUAGUUGUGUCUGGAGAAGAAAAGUCAGAGUGCAAUCUGAAGUGAGGGGAGUGGGGGUAAGGUGUUAGUGUAGGCUCUGGAUGACUGGUGCUCCCCUUUCUGGUAGCACGUAGCUGGACCAUCUAAAUAGCUUCUCAUCUGCCACCUGCUCCAGCAGCACAAGGGGGGGUUGCUGUCCUGGAAAUUCCUUUGAAGCUCAGGUGGGCUUCGGAGCAGCUCAGUACGCAGCAGUAGUGGUGUCAGCUACUUGCGCCCUCCUCCACUCCCAUGGCGGUGUUUGACCCAGGUGUAGGGUCUGACUUUGAGCUGGUUUUGAAACUGACACCUGGUGCAUCACCAGGAUCAGAUUGCUUACAAGUGUUUAGAAGACCUGGAGCCUUUUGUCCAUACCACAGCAAAAUUUUGGUUUUGUUUUUUUUUUAUUUUGGGGUUAUUUUUUUGGGACCUGAAUCCUCCUUAAACAGAGUGUAAUACAUGGUGGUGUAUUACAAGGCUUAAAUUGUUACCUAUUGAGGAUGGCUUUAGUGCCCCUGCAUUUCUUGCACAGUUGUUUAUUUUGCUUGUGUUUUCUGCAGAUGCAGGGAUAGGAUGGCUCAAGGUAGUUCAUAGAUUUGCUGUGUUAGAGAAAUUUGAUGAAGUGCAGAAAAUAAUUGGGAUAUUUUAAUGUAAGUCUGCAACACUAGCAGUUGUAGAACAGGAAGGAUUUUCUCUGGCACUGACCUAUACGUGUGGAUGUUUGCCUGAAGAAAUGCUGGAUUGUUGCACUUAUACUGGUGCAAAGUUAUUUGCAGUUGUGUAAAGCAUUGUCUUGAUAUGACAAGAGUAUUGUCAUGAAUUGGCACGAAAGAAUAUUUUUUAUCAAAAAAAGGAGCAUAGCUAUUGUGUGAUGUAUGGCAAGGAAAAAUCUUAGUGGGGUUGUGCACCUUUCAGGGCUUCCAGCUGAAAAUCUCUAUAGAGCAAAACUUUUCUAACCAGCAGCUUAAGUCUAGUAAAAGCCUUUACGAACUACGAGAAAGAGGCACUUUGUUAAUUUGUUUUCCUUGGGGUUUGAACCAUUUGCAUCCCUUUGGGAAAAGGUUAAACGGACGAUUUGCCUUAGAUGGCCCUCCAGCGUGGAGGGCAUAGUAAACGUGGGAGGGGUUGGGUUUGGGAUGGGUUUGUAGGAAGAGAUUUGGGGUUGGUUUUGGUUUCCAGUUUAUUUAUUUUUUAUGCAAAAGGUUCGUUUCUCUACUCACAUCGUUCAUGCAUUAAUAUAUAUUUUAUACAUAAGUGAAAGCAGCUUGUUAAAUCUCACAUUGCAUUGCCCCACAUAUAUAUAGAGAUACAUGCACAUUGAAAAAUGGAUUUUAAUAAGUUACAUUUUGCUACUGAUCUGGGACAGGUGGGAAGGAAAAGCAUCACUUUAUAAGGUGCCCCUCUGACACCUGUAAUGCUAUGUUAUUGAAGGAUAAAAACAGCCUGAGCUUUUGGAUUUUAUCUUCUUAUACCAGUAUUAAUAAGCAAUGUGGUAAGGCAUAUUUUAUCUGGCUUAGAAGCUGUGGAUUAUUUUUAUACUUCAAUAUUUUCCUGGUUUAUAUUUUUGACUUUAUUUUAUGAACUACAGUGUUGCAGAAAAAAUACUUUUAAUGAUGUCUGCCUUUAGUUUUGACUUUUCUCUGUCAAUUCUGUUGCUGUAAAAUUAGACAAAUUUGAGAAGAGACAGAAACAAUUGAUAAAUAGCAGGGACUGCAUAUAUUCCAAAGUUGUAUUUAAAUCAACAAGUAUAAGAUUUCCUUUGUUAAUUGCUACUGUACAUCUGGAAUCCUAUCUGACUAAAAAUAGUAAUGGUUUGCUUUUUUGAGACAUUCGGCAUAGCUCUGACUUCUGUGGAAGCUGCAAGAUCUGAGGUGCUUUUGAAAAUCUUGCCAAAGUGUCAGAGGAGGAAAGCAAAGAUAUCAAAUUAUUGUCAUAACUUUUAUCUUUCAGGGCAGGACAGUGUAGCACUAGGAAAGUGGCUUCAUUGCCAAACAGACCAUUCCUUUUAGAGCCCUCCCACCCUGUUCCUGCCUAAUCCUCUUCUGACAGGAAAAACACUGUAAUAAUACAAAUACUCUGAGGGCUGUGAGUGUAGAUGUGGGACAUUAAAGGAAACGUUUGCUCGCAGGACUGUGAUGUGAGAUCAUGUGUAGUAAUGAUGACUACAUGUUGCGACUGCACAGGUUUAUAUAAAAUUUUUCUUACCUUUAUAUUCAAAAGAAAAAAGCAGGAUGUUUGUUUUGGAGAACUGAGGAGUGUGAGGAAACGCUCUAUGAGUAUUUCACAGGUUAGAGAAGAGAGGGCUCUUCAGGUAUACUUUCCAUGGAUUGAGUGUAUUCCUGUCUCACUUCACCCUUACUGCUGCUCAGAAGGCACAGCCCUAGCCUGGGACCUGCUUGACCUACCUGGGAGCCACAUACAGCUGAAGAUCCACUGGUGCUCAUCUUUGCCACAUUUACACCCAGUAUGAAUACUGACUGAAGGCAAAAACUGUAUGAAGCAGGAUUGAGGGGGAGCAGCUGCUUUCUGAUGCUGUGUAUAAGUCCUUUGGCCAAGGACUUAAUGCAGCUAUUAUUUAUGUAGGGUUUUUUUAAGUCUUUGCUUUUGUAUGCUGGUACUUCAUCAUUGAAGGGAAGAAAACAAGCUUUUGCUGCUCAGAUCUUUGAAAAAUGUCCAGUAAGAUGCUUUUGAAAAUUUGCCCAGAGUAAGCUUAUAUGUACUGUGUUUAGCAGAGGGAGGCAUAUUCAACAACCAUUUUCUAUAGACCAGGCUAUUUUAGAAAUGAGGCAGCUGAGUUUUCUGAAAGUCAUGCUUCACUUAGGAAAAUACUGGAAUGUGUUUUACUUGUGUCUUUGUCAGAGACUUAAUUCAAACAAAAAACCUUGAAGAAGUAAGUCUAUAAAGAUUUGAAGGGAUGGGCUUUACAGUAAAUAUAUCCUGUUUUUAAGGAAACUGACAUUUGUCUCUUCAUGUUGUACUGCAGGUUUUUGUGCUUUUUUUUGCGUGAUGAUGGGAAUUAGUUCCAAGCCAGGCUGAUGAUUGAAUUGAGUCAAGUUUUGUUGAGGUUUCCAAAGCAUUGCACAAGAGAUUUCAAGGGGAAAAGUUUGGGGGCAUGUGACAGUUAAUCUCAUUAGCUAUAAGAAUGAAGUUUAAGCAUACUGUUCAAAAUUUACUCAGUUCUGUGCUGCUCUUUGUUUUAAUUAACAAUCUCCUGCGUAGAUUGGGAGCGUAAACUUCUUUCCACUUUAGUCCAAUUAAAUCGUGCUUGGAAGCUAUCAAUGGUGGGGGGAGCCCCUCCCUACCCCCCUUCUUUUAAUUGUUCAGUGAGUCUAGUGAAUAAUGGAAGAAUUUGCCUGACAGGGUUUUGUUGUGUUUCGUCUUCUUGAUGAAUUAUUUCAGAGGAUAGACGGCAGUCUUGUCAAAAAUGCAUUGGAAUGACUCAUCCAAUUCCUCAGAAAGUGACGAUGAAGCUCAUUCAGCCUUCACACAGACUGAGCACAACAUAGUUGCAGCUUACUUGAUAACAGCAGGAGUGAUAAGCAUUUUCAGUAACAUUGUUGUGUUAGGCAUCUUUGUUAAGUACAAAGAGCUUCGGACAGCAACCAACGCAAUUAUUAUCAACUUGGCUUUUACUGAUAUUGGUGUUAGUGGCAUUGGUUACCCCAUGUCUGCUGCCUCAGACCUGCAUGGAAGCUGGAAAUUUGGAUAUACGGGAUGCCAGAUCUAUGCUGCCUUAAAUAUAUUUUUUGGGAUGGCGAGUAUUGGUUUGCUGACUGUUGUUGCUGUUGAUCGUUACCUGACCAUCUGCAGGCCCGAUAUAGGAAGAAGAAUGACCACCCGUAGCUAUGCCACUCUCAUCCUUGCUGCCUGGAUAAAUGCAGUCUUCUGGUCUUCCAUGCCCACUGCAGGCUGGGCCAGCUACGCUCCGGAUCCCACUGGAGCAACGUGCACAGUAAAUUGGAGGAAAAAUGAUGCGUCCUUUAUUUCCUACACAAUGAGUGUAAUUGCUGUUAAUUUUGUUGUGCCCUUAACAGUCAUGUUUUACUGUUAUUACAAUGUUUCCCGGACAAUGAAACAAUAUGCCAGCAGUAACUGCCUGGAGAGCAUUAACAUAGAUUGGUCUGACCAAGUAGAUGUGACAAAGAUGUCUGUUGUGAUGAUUAUAAUGUUCUUGGUGGCGUGGUCUCCAUAUUCUAUUGUGUGUUUGUGGUCUUCCUUUGGAGACCCAAAGAAAAUUUCUCCUGCAAUGGCCAUCAUAGCUCCUCUCUUCGCAAAAUCUUCCACAUUCUAUAAUCCCUGCAUUUAUGUCAUUGCAAACAAAAAGUUUCGGAGGGCGAUCCUGGCUAUGGUGCGAUGCCAGACAAGACAAGAGAUAACCAUAAACAACGCUUUGCCCAUGAGUGUAUCUCAAAGUGCAUUGACAUCGCAGAACUCCAGUCAUUUGCCUGCAUAAAGUUGCAUGGAAAGGAGUGAAAUCUGGGUUCAAAUUAAUUAAUCUUUUGGACAAUUUCUUUUUGAAUAAUAAUAUUUUCCGGAUAGCUGUUUUGUGUUAGUCACAGUAAUCUUUUUAGAGAAGUUAAGGAGACAAAACCUGCCAAGACUUUAGUUUUUGAGACUGAGGUUUAUUGGUCCUAUAUGUCUGUCUCAAAUAAAAAAGGGUAGCAAAGUGGCCACUGUGAUUCUUACAGAGCUAGACUAGGUGACAGAGGGGCCAGCAAAGACAGAAGUGUGAAGUUCUUGUGUUCAGUAACCCCAGAUUUUUUAUAUGUAUUAAUUCCUUUCAUGAGGUACUUUCCACCAGAUUCCCUUGAAAAUUCCAGAAUUCAAAUACUCUGGGUACUUCCUAAGGCUGUAUAUGUCCAUACCAAGUGUGCAUGUUGAUUUGCUUUGCAAAGUUCUGUUUAUUGUGAAUAUGUUAUGGUGUCAAAAUAUCUACCCCACUGACCCCAUAGAAUCUUCUAUUAGGUUUUAGGAUUUUGAAGGAAUUUCAGCAUAUUUAAAGUAUUUUUAAAAGUUUGACUGGCAGAACCAAAUUAAUUUGUAGUAAAGACAGCUUGUUUUUUUUUUUUUUUGGUUUUUUUUUUUUUUUUUUUUUUUUUUGUAAGUAGCAUGUUUCUAGUGCUUGUGACUGCACAGCAAAUCCUGAAAAUGUGACAAAAUGUACCCUAAAACUUUACACUUGGGAAGUGCAUAAAACUGAGUAAAUAUUUAUGGUAAUUUCUCAUCACUUCUACGUCAAUCUUAUGUUUAUGUACAUCUGAUAUUUAAUUUUCAAGAAGUAUCUUUGUCAGUGUGAGCAAUGGAUUUAUUUGGGGUGAAAAAGAUGACUGUAUAGAUUUAUCUUCAACUAUUACGUGUGUGUGCAUGUGCAGUUUGGCUUUGCAGUGUAAAACUUAAACCAUAUAUGUAUUUUUGGCAAAACCCUGUUUUUAUAGGAUUUUUUAAAAGCUCUGGAAUCUAGCCUUUCUAUUAAUUUGCCAUUUGCAGUAUUAAAGAAAAUGCCAUGCAAUAUC